UUUCAGUAGCACCUCUCUGUUUUUGUUUAUUCUAUUGAUCAUAUCAUGGCCACUGGAGGAACUGGGAGUGCUAUUUCAUUCUCCGGAAGCCCCUGCAUUACGUCCGAGAAACUAAAUGGCCAAAAUUACUUAUCUUGGUCCGCUGCCGUCGAGAUGUGGUUUCUCGGUCAAGGACACCACGAACACCUUGAAAAAGAUGGCAGCCACGUACCCUCUGAAAAAGCUGAACAGUGGAAACAAGCGGAUUUCAAACUAUGUGCUCUAUUGUGGCAGUCGGUGGAACCACGACUUUUGAUGUCCCUACGGGCCUUCAAAACUUGCCACUCGUUUUGGAAGCGAACUCAGAAUAUCUAUGCAAAUGAUAUUCAACGCCUCUAUGAUUCGGCGAACAAGUUGGCAUCUAUGAAAAUGACUAACCAUGAUAUGAUGUCAUUCAUGAAUGACGCUCAAGCUGCUGUGGAAGAACUUCGAAUGUUCUUGGAAGUCGACUCUCUAGAUGAAAUGAAGAAAAAGCUUGACAAGUACUAUAUGGUAAUGAUCCUCCGCGCUAUACACCCAGACUUUAAUCAUAUCCGAGAUCAGCUUUUGACCUCUCAUGAGGUUCCUUCCAUGGAAACUUUGAUCUCCCGCAUGAUACGUGUUCCAACUCUUCAAACUCCAGAAACUCUUGCUGUAAUGGAACCAUCUGUCAUGGUUGCCACCCGAGGAAGAGGAGGUCGUGGAACUCGAGAAGGUGGACGUGGAGGUCGUGGGCGACCUCAGUGUACGUAUUGUAAAAGGAUGGGUCAUACCCAAGAAAACUGCUACACUUUACAUGGAUUUCCUGCCAAAACAGCCAAUGUCUCCCAGGCAGAGACUACUGACUCCAAGUUCACUGAGGACGAGUAUCAAGAGUACCUACGCCUCAAAUCCAACAGCUUGGCACAAUCAUCUCAAGCUCCAAGUACAUCAACUGUUUGCAUCUCUCAAUCCAUGGAAGGUCACAAUUCAUGGGUAAUUGACUCUGGUGCUUCUGAUCACAUUUCUGGAGCGUGGCUCGGGGAGACGGAUUGGAGAAGGAUAUGAAGCGGGCGGAUUAUACCAUUUUGGAUCUCGUCCACGUGUGUCAUGUGUUGCAGCCCCCAAUCCUAAAAUGUUACAUGAUCGGCUUGGUCACCCUCACCUGUCCAAGUUAAAGAAAAUGUUUCC
This is a messenger RNA of Vigna unguiculata (cowpea), 1188 nucleotides long. RefSeq lists its product as uncharacterized. The record is from RefSeq and is a predicted model, not a curated record. Gene Ontology annotation, molecular function: zinc ion binding; nucleic acid binding. NCBI's taxonomy places the organism in Eukaryota, Viridiplantae, Streptophyta, Magnoliopsida, Fabales, Fabaceae.